Molecule: messenger RNA, 1313 nt
Organism: Oryzias latipes (Japanese medaka)
Lineage: Eukaryota; Metazoa; Chordata; Actinopteri; Beloniformes; Adrianichthyidae
Source: RefSeq, a predicted model, not a curated record
CGCAACCAACGAGAGUGGAUUUUCAACGAGAGCGAGAGAAAAGCGGAGAAGGGCAGACAUCAUUUCUUUCUCAGCGUCUCAGGACCGGCCACACAAAGACACGUAGAAAAAAAUUGUUUCUAAAUAGGACCGUAGCUAUUUAAAUUAUUUAACUAAAUCAGAAAUGGCCGAUACAAUUGUGGACUCUACCGCUACUACGGAGGUCUCAGCAAAGGACUUGAAGGAGAAGAAAGAAGUGGAGGCGGAGGAGAAGAAGACCGAAAGCGAGGACGCACCUGCCAAUGGCACAAAUGGAGCCGAUCACACUGAGAAAAAAGAAGAAACCACCGAGGAGGAGCAGAAAAAUGGAGACGAUGCCGAGGAGGCGCCCCCUGCCGACGAAGCUGACGCACAGCCGGUAAAGCGUGCUGCUGAAGAGGAGGAGGAAAAAGAGGACACAAAAAAGCAGAAGACAGAGGAAAACGGCGAUUCAAAAGAGGCAGAAGUGGAGGCCUAGGCCUUCUGUCCUGCUACCCGUCGGCAGCAGCGUCUCAACAGUCCGGUCAACAUCAUAUCGUAGAGCUUGUGCGUUCUGUAACCAUGAAAGAGAUUUUUUUUUUGUUCCUUCCAUAUUGGCGCAUUGCACUGGAGUUUUGACACACAGUGGCCUUCAUCCUUUUUUUAAAUGAAAUGUUAUUUAUUGGUCUUUAAAAAGGAGCUUUGUUUUUCUUGUACUAAUUGGGCCACAUCUUGAGAUUUUUUUUCCCUCCUGAUUCAUUGCCUUGCAUUACUAGGAGCACAAUUUCUACAAUGUCAUUGCUGACCAGGUGAUUCAUACAGAGGCAGCUGCUCACCUCCAAGGCUCAUAAUGACCUCGCUGACACACUUAAAGGACCAAAGAUAAGUUUUAAGUGGGGAAUAAUAGAAAGUGAUUAGCAUUAUUAGUUGAGGUGUCCUUGUAUUCGUUUGAGCUGCUACUUAAUCCCCAGUUGCCCCGUUAGCAUGACAGAUUGUGCAAAUGAGUUCAGGGGCUCUUGUCAUGCGCCUCCACAGAGAUAUUGUUUAACCGUUUCCUGUGGGGUAAGGAUUCUGUAAUGUUAAUUAACCCCUCUUAAAUCUUAAACCUUUGGUCAUUUGUUUCUGUAUGCAUUCCACACAAGUUUGUACCAUAUAAACUUUGGUUUUCUUGCAUUUUUUUUCUUUUUUGAGUCUUAUGUUGUGGUUGGGUAUCUGUGUUUGGUGACUGCCUUUUUCAAAACCAGAAUGGCAUUUGGUUACUUCAGCCAUUGCUUUGUAUAUUCUGAUUAAGAAAUAAAUUUGUCUUUUUACUUAAA